UGCUGCGGCUCCUCUGAAACUUUCUCCGGGUCACCAUGAGGAGAGCUCAAAGUGAAAAUUAGCGGAACAGAACGAUUGACAGCUUCACUACAUGGAACAAACUUUAAGACGUACGAUUUGCAAACUUCGGAGUCUAUGAUUAAUCGAAAAUCAACGAUAGACAUUUGUCCAGUAUCCGCAAAACUCUGAACCAUGGAGAACCAAAACAGACCUCAGCGCAGUUUGUCAACAGCAGGAGACAGUUUGUACCAAGUCCUGGGUCUGGAGAAGGGAGCGACACCGGAGGAAAUAAAAAAGGCAUACAGGAAACUAGCGUUGAGACAUCACCCCGAUAAGAACCCAGACAACCCAGAGGCUGCUGAGAAAUUCAAAGAGAUCAACAACGCCAACUCCAUCCUCAGUGAUGAAAACAAACGCAAGAUCUACGAUGAGUAUGGCUCCAUGGGACUCUAUGUGGCAGAACAGUUUGGUGAUGAGAGUGUCAAGUAUUACUUCCUCAUGUCCAAGUGCUGGUUUAAGGCCCUUGUGGUGUGCAUUGGAAUUUUCACGUGUUGCUGUUGUUGCUGCUGCUGCUGUUUCUGUUGCGGGAAGUGCAAAUCAGAAGAAGAGGAGAACUUUGCCUACAUGGACCCGGAGGACCUGGAGGCUGAGAUCAGAGAACAGGAUGAAGCCGGAGACCAUGUAAUAAUAAUUCAGCCGAGCCCUAGUGCUGCCACUGACACUUCAGGUGAAGCUGUCACCUCUGCAGGUAAAGUUCACCUCAGCUGGCUGCUGCUCUGUGCUGCUGAAUGUAAACGGAAAAACAUUUACCAUGGACAAGUUCCUUUGAUUUUUAUUAAGCUUUAAACAGCUCUGGUCGAAUCAACCGUGGAUUUUUUUAUGCUAACAUUGAACUGUCUUAACACCUUCCUGUAUGUGCAGCAGCAAAAUGAUUACCUUUUGCUUUUUUGGCUGGUUCCUUGCUUCUGUUUCUUUCCCAGUCUCUUUACUAAUUAUUUGAUAUGAAAUACAGACUGACACAUUCAAUCUUAAGCGGAAAACUUUAAAUGGAUGAUUUUUUUGGCAUUUUUGCUUGAUAAAUGACCAAAUAAAUCACCCAUAUGCUUUUUUACACCUUUACCAUCGGUAAAUUAGUUACAAAUGCAUACUUAAUCAAGUUCAAACACCUCUAUUAAAAUAUAUCUUUUCCACUUUUAAACUGCAAUUCAACCUUGACUGUGUAUAGCAAGUGGACGUAGCCCUUGUGAUUUCACCCUUUUCAAACCUUCCGUUUGUUUUGACUAGUUUGAAACUAUUAGUGACCAUAUUUAUAAGAGAGUGGAGUUUAUGAGGGGUAAUGGGUCUACAAACGCCAGGACAUCAGCUAAUGCCAGGGCAACUUCAGUUACCACGGUUACAUGUCAUUUAAAUUUGCCCAUUUACUCGUUAAAGUUAACUUGGCGGUGUGCCCAUGCAGAUAUUGAGUAAGAUUUUUUAAGGUCAUGGUUUUGGAUCGUUAUUCAGAAGGACACACUGCUGUGAUGUAUGACUAGCUUUAUUGUCUAUUUUGAUCUUAAUAGGGUUGUUUUUAACCAAACAAACAUGAUGCAUCACUGAAAAUGACUCAGAUCUUGUGAUUCAAACCAAAAACCUUCAAGGGAAAUAAAUGGUUAACGAUUAAUUCUGGAGUAGACAUUUUGACAUGCUUACUCAGUGACUUCAGAUUAAUCAUUUUCCCCCUCCCUUAGCAUGUUUCUGCCCCCUGCUGCUCAUUUUUAAAAGCACAGGUUAAAGAGACCUCCACAUUGACUUCACAUUUCACAUAUUGAUGCUAUGUCCACUUCUUAUUAACAGCCUUAAAGCUAACUGCUCUGUUUUCUCACUGGAAAUAAUGGGAAUUAUUUCAUUUAUUUUAAUUUCAGCUGUUUAAUUCCUCUGUUUUUCCUGUGACACCUCCAGGCGAGAACGUACCAAUCGUGAUCCAACCUCAUGCGACCAACAACGGCACCUCGGGGCCCUGAUCCUCCACCCAGCCGUCCCCGUCUGCUGAUAAACGAGUGAGUCCUCGGGGUCUGGACUGUCUGAUUAAACCAUAUCUGCUCCAGCAGCUGUAAGGAUUGAAUGUGGCUGUAACGUAUCUGUCUCAGAGGCUUUUAAAUGAAUCAAGCAGCGAUUUGAUUGUGCCAUAAUUUCUAUUUUUAAAGUGCCAAUGGGUUUGCCUUCACUGCAUAUCAUAUUUAUUUUUUUAACUUUAUAUUUUUGGAUUCUGGGUACAAUCUGGACUGCAGUGUCGAAUGAGGAAGCCAUGCAGAUCAAAGCUCUGAUAUAUUUUUGUAUGUGCACUUUAAAAUCACAAGUUCAUGUUUAAAACCCUGAAAACUGCCAUGACGGUCUGAAAACGUGUCUACUCAAGAUCUGAGUCAGAACUUUUUUAUGCAACUUAACAGGAUAUUUGAGGCCAACCACUUGGAGACUUACGAGGUGUUUUAGUUACACUGCGCAUAGUUACAGAAUCCAUUUAUAUUGUUAUUUCUCUAAUGUAGAUGAUAUUUUGACUCCACCAAACAGUGCAUUUUAAAUGUUUGGUUUUCUACCAUGUUAAGAGUCCGACUAUUCAAAAAACUGUAAAUGCAAUACCAGAAAUAAUUCAUCAUUUUGGGAAAAACACUUGUUUGCUUUCUUUCUGAACUGGCUUUGUAGUUCGAGUGUUUAUAUUUCAUCCUUUAAUAUCUUUCCUUUACAGAGUAGUGUUGUCACAACGCCAGAAUUUUAAACUUUGACAUUAAAAUAUUAAAAAUUGUACCAUAGUAAUCCUUGUUAUGAUACCUUGCCAAAAAUAAUAAGUCCUAAGCAAUCAAUUUUGAGUAAUUAUUUUAUUAAAUGAACAAAAGUUGUAUAUAAAAGUUAUACAUAUUAUCUGCACCAGAGGUUACUCCAAUUUUUUGCCGAGGCCCCUUAAAAUUUCAGUGUCAGAGUCUGGAGACCCCCACUCUUCUAACCUCAAGAUGUGUAAUGUUGUGCACAGCUGCAAAUGCUCAGCAGGCCUCUCACUGACAUAAGAACAAUGCACAACCUGUAAAACAGAAUAUUUUAUAUAUUUAUUUAUUGUAAGAAAUGAUGCAGAAUAUGCCAGGCAGCUUGCAUAACAGCAAAAAUGCAGCUUUCAGUUAUAAAUAUGUCUAAGAUGUUAAGUCUAUUUGAAAGCUUUGGUAUUUUUCAUUACUAUUGAUCAUCAAAAAAAGAGAUUUUAUCGUUUUAAAACAUGCUGCAUCAAAUUGUAUCUAAGUAUCUAAAGCUUUGACAACCUUAUUACAGAGUGCUGAUCCAGUAUCAGUGUUUAUGGAGGAAACAGCCUCCUUUAUUUUCUUUUGGUAAGGAAAUGCUGGUCUUGACCUUAUGUUUGUUUUCCUUUCUUUUUAAGCAAAGAGCUGUCCACAGGACCUCCACUGACUCCUGUAUCAAAAACAGCUCCAUUGCUUUCAAUACUUAAUCCAGCUAUUUUAAUUUUCUGGAUCAGUUUUACUGCAUUAGUACUUCCCAAGUGUUUUCAAAUAAUGUGGGUUUACAGCAGCUUACAUUCACCCCGAGUAAAGCACUGUGGCAAUAAAAGGCAUCCAUGUAUUUAUUCUUAAGCACUUGUAUGUUACUGAGCACCAGCUUGGGUUUAAAAUGUUUGGUUGUAAAUUUAACACAUAGUUCAACUUUAGCAGGAUUAACAAAAAGGUUUUUUUUUUAAACAUUUUAAUGCAUCAAUUCAUUUUGGUUUCAGGUGCAUUAAAUCAAAAGUCUCCUUUAUUUAACAAUCAGUAUCUUUUAAAACUUUUAAAGCUAUUAAGAACUCAGAUCUUCAGUCAUAUUUGAACUAAAAGCUGCUGCUAUGAGCAAAGUGAGAGAGAGGGGGCGCUGUCCUAACUGCUCAAAUAGGUUGGCAACAUCUGUUGACCAAAACAUUUCCUUUUUAAAAUUUUGGGGGUUUUUUUGUUCAUUUUCCCAAACAAUAAAAUCCUUUUAAAUUAGCAUGCAUGAUAUUGGAAACUUUGAAUCUUUGAGAUUAUAACAUUUAAAAGUUGAAAAUUCAACCACUGUUUUCAGUUUCUUUUAUUGACUGUACAGCGUUGAAAAUAUAUGAUUUUAAAAACUUCCAAUUUUUAAAAUGUUUAUGUCAAAAUUUUUGACUUUUUAAACUCUGCAUUUAUGAGGUUUUUGGCUUUUAAACAUAAACUUUAUAGUCUAAAAAAGGCUCAUGUCUGCCCAAAAAUGUCCACUUUUUGCUCAAAAAUGUAUAGAUCCUCUUAAUUUUUCCAUCUUUUAGGGUUGCCCUAAUUCACUGUUGUAUAUUAUGUUGCUUAUUAUGAUUUUAAAGAAAUAUAUGUACAUAUGGGAGCCACUGUUUUAAAAGAUUGAAGCGCCCAAGGGGUUUAAAUCUACACCGGUCAGAGACUUCCUGCACAGAAGCACUAGGCGGAUGGAUACACUGUUGUUUAUAUAGAAAAGUAGUUCCAGCUUUUAUCUCUCUUCAGAACUGCAGCUUAAGUUUGUCCUGAUAUCAGACAUCAUCAAUGUUCAUUAGUCAGCAUUGGUGAUAAAUUUCAGUCAUGAUACUGGAGUCUAAACUUCAGUAUGAUACUUUUUAAUACGCUAAUUGAUGAGGAUAUAUAUUUUAAUACUACAGCAAAAAUAAUGUCGUAGACAGUCAAUAUUAGGUCACUUCUGCUCAUAUAUUUGUUCUAUUGAAACAGUGUGCAGGAGAUUCUCUGCAGCUAUUGAUGGAUUGUUUCCUCCUCAGAAACCCUUCUUAAUGAAUAAGUGUAGUUUUUUAAAACUUUAGCAUGUUGAUACCACCAUUCAUCAGAUAACAGCUUGUGUCAUUUUUAAGAGUACCUGUAUGAGAGGGUUUUUGGACUUCAUACAGGAAAAGGCAAGCUGUUUCCAGUCUUUAUGCUAAGCUACACUUACUGCUGUCUCAAGCUCCUUAAUAACUUAGCACACAGGCUUCACAAAGUUUAAUCAAACGUCUCUUCCAAGACUCCUAAAGAAAGCAAAUGAAUGUAUUUCCCCGUAUAUACGUAAUAUUAUUUUCUGCUGUUUUUGCUACAGCUGCACAUAAAGCAAGGUCAGGAUAAAAAACUGGAUGAAUCAAACAGCUGGACAUCUUAGGGACUGGUUUGUCUCCAAACUCUGGUUUCUUAUUUGAUUUCAGGGAUGUGAUAAUCUUCAUCUUUCUUUUAUGGAACACAAACUCUCUGCUCUGUGUCUGAUGAUUGUAACGUGUCUGUAUUAUUAUUUUAGGCUCGAUUCAGGAAGUGUGUUUCUAUGUAAAUUCAGAUAAUAUGUGUAUUUUUCCCUUCCUUUUUUUUGAUUGGAGGUUUUAUGAGAAUUACGUGUAUAUUAGGAUAACAAAUUAAUUUAUGCCAUGUUCAUUAUGUUUACAUUAUAUGCUGUGUUUGGGAGGUUUGUGCUUCAUGGGGCUGUAGAAAUAUUAAAGUAUAUGUGCACAAUUUAAAUAAUUUAAUCUGUAUUUUGGACAGUUCAGCUGUGUAUUUAUGGAAACCUUAACAUUCACAGAGAUGUAUUUAAUUCUGAUAGUUUUAAAUGCUAGAAAUCGUACUUGACUCACUUUUACAAAGUGCCUAGAUACAUUAAAGUGGGACUAUUUUUUUAUUUUGUCACUUACAGAAAAAUAAAAUAUACAUUUAGUUUUAUCAUCUCAACAUUCCCAGGUAUUUUUUUUUUGUCAUUUUGCAGCUGUUAAAUGUUUUUUUUUCUGUAAUAUUAAAGUUUCUUACAUUAAAGAAA
This is a messenger RNA of Cheilinus undulatus (humphead wrasse), 5775 nucleotides long. RefSeq names its product DnaJ (Hsp40) homolog, subfamily C, member 5 gamma b (gene dnajc5gb). The transcript has 5 exons. Lineage: Eukaryota; Metazoa; Chordata; Actinopteri; Labriformes; Labridae. The record is from RefSeq and is a predicted model, not a curated record. Bases 193 to 846 code for a protein of 217 amino acids.